CUAUUUCAGGUUGCAGUGCAAUAUAUUAGAAUAGAACUAAAAGGAUGAGUAGCAGACCCAGAAAAGUGUUGGUGAUGGCUAUUGUAGCAGUGGUGGCUGCAGCAUCAAUUUGUGGUAAUGUGAAUGGGGAGAAGGAAGAGUGCACUAAAGGAUCAGAGUGCAAGAAAUCAAUCUAUUGCUGUAACAUGACCAUAUCGGAAUUCUUCGAUGCGGACCAGUUUGACAAUUUCUUCCCCAAGCGUAACUCACCAAUAGCUCAAGCAGUUGGCUUUUGGGAUUACCAAUCCUUCAUUACUGCCUCCUCCUUAUUCCAACCCCUUGGCUUCGGCACCACCGGUGGAAAGGAUAUGCAGAUGAAGGAGGUCGCCGCAUUUCUUGCCCAUGUCGGCAGCCAGACAUCCUGUGGUUAUGCGGCUGCCCCUGGGGGACCUUAUGCUUGGGGGCUGUGCUACAGCCAUGAAAUGAGCCCAAGCCAGUCCUACUGUGCUUCCAGCUACAUCUAUCCCUGUGCCCCUGGAGCUGAGUACUAUGGUCGGGGUGCCUUGCCUGUCUACUGGAACUACAACUAUGGGAUGAUUGGGAAUGGUUUGAAGGUGGAUCUGUUGAACCAUCCGGAAUACUUGGAACAGAAUGCCACAAUAGCAUUCCAAGCAGCUAUGUGGACGUGGAUGAACUCAGUGAAGAAGAAACAGCCAUCAGCCCACCAAAUCUUUGUUGGCAAGUGGAAACCCACCAAGAACGACACGCUGUCCAAUCGGGUUCCAGGCUUUGGAACCACAAUGAAUAUUCUCUAUGCGGAUCAGGUGUGUGGUCAGUAUGGGAACAUGGAAUCCAUGAAUAACAUCAUCAACUUCUACCUCAAUUAUCUUGAUCUAAUUGGAAUUGGGCAAGACCAAGCUGGACCUUAUCAAAACCUAUCCUGUGCCCAACAGGAGGUCUUCAACCCUUCCACCUCAUCUUCGUAGUAAAGCUUGCAAUCAUU
Molecule: messenger RNA, 982 nt
Organism: Telopea speciosissima
Lineage: Eukaryota; Viridiplantae; Streptophyta; Magnoliopsida; Proteales; Proteaceae
Product: chitinase-like protein 1
Exons: 3
Coding region: 45-965 (306 amino acids)
Biological process (GO): chitin catabolic process; cell wall macromolecule catabolic process; carbohydrate metabolic process
Molecular function (GO): chitinase activity
Source: RefSeq, a predicted model, not a curated record